AUGAUCACGCGCAAUAAGAGUCGGCGAGGAAACGCUUCGACUGAUGAGAAUGUCAUGGAUCAAGGCAAAGUGCUCAAAAAGUCUUUGAGUGUUAGACCUAGACCUAUUCUUGGUGAGAUCAAUCAAAACUUGACCCAGUUUCCUGGAACGACGGCAUCAACAUCAGACCAACGUCUCAAGCGGCACCUCGAUGUCACUAGCGUUAAUGGUCUGCGAGAGUUAAGGAAAUCUGUGCAUCAUUUAUCCCCACAGAUGCGCAUUAACUUUUACCGAUUCUAUAAGCAAAGGAUGCAGGUUCGAAGUGAAUGCUUGUUAAUGGAUUCUUCGCGUUUUGCGAAUCUUCAUGACAAGCUAAUCCUGCCGGACAGAAUCGUAGACUGUGUUGUUCAGGCUUCUUUUGACUAUUAUCAAGACGUCGAGUUUUUGCUCUACCCUUUACCACCUUUAUUUCUGUCUGGUUGUGUGGACUUGACUCCACGAAUGCGACACAUUCUCGUGAAUUGGAUGGUCCAGGUACACCAAGGCUACAAGCUCACCACUGAAACUUUAUUUCUUGCUCUUCGUCUUCUGGACCGAUAUAUAUACAGAUCUGCAAACCAGGUUUCGAGGGAAAUCUUUCAGUUACUAGGAGUAACAGUACUCCAUAUCGCUUCCAAAUUUCUGGAGAUUUUCCCUCCUGACAUAACCGAUUACUCCUCCCUAACAGAGGGAUGCUUUGAUGCAUCGGACAUCUCCGUGUGUGAGCAAAUGAUUCUUAAAGGGAUGGAUUUCUUCAUUAAUAUCCCGUGUCCGCUGUUCUUUUUGCGACGCCUCUCGAAAUCAUUGGGAGUAGACAGUCUUGUCCACAAUCUCUCCAAAUAUUUCCUUGAAUUAGCACUUCAAGAGUAUGAGCUGGCACAUCGCCCUGCCAACUUCCUAUCUACGGUUGCACUCUGCUUAGCGCUUGCUGUUAUAAACAACACGCAUGUUAUCGAUGACGUGUGGGAUAGUAAGUUGGCCUUCCUCAGCGGGUACAGAAUUGACGAUGUGCGAGAAUCUCUGCAAAUUCUCGCAAGAGCUGUGUUGCGUCAAAGCGAACCUUCGAAGUAUCGGGCAACCUAUGACAAGUAUCGUUCUGAUGACCUAUUCCAAAGAGUUGCUGCCAUGCCGGAAUUGGAAUCCAGUACGAUGCACAUGUUGGGCGGCACUCCUUUCUAA
This is a messenger RNA of Hydatigera taeniaeformis, 1197 nucleotides long. The record is from the annotation of a GenBank genome assembly. Lineage: Eukaryota; Metazoa; Platyhelminthes; Cestoda; Cyclophyllidea; Taeniidae.